Messenger RNA from Juglans regia (Persian walnut), 1837 nucleotides. Its product is annotated as RNA-binding protein FUS-like. The transcript is spliced from 3 exons. Lineage: Eukaryota; Viridiplantae; Streptophyta; Magnoliopsida; Fagales; Juglandaceae. Gene Ontology annotation, biological process: regulation of DNA-templated transcription. Gene Ontology annotation, cellular component: nucleus. Gene Ontology annotation, molecular function: transcription coregulator activity; RNA binding. Bases 632 to 1663 code for a protein of 343 amino acids. The record is from RefSeq and is a predicted model, not a curated record.
AAUUACUCUUCUUGGAUUGCCCAUGCCAUAUGGCUUCACCACACUUUCUCAUCUGAGCAACUGUUUUCUCUGGUUGGUGGAAAUCUUUGACGCUGGUGUUGCGUUUAAGUCAAAUUUGGGGGUGUUUACAAGAUGCUGAAGUGGUGAUUAAAAAGAAGCAGACCAAGUUGGUAGUGGGUAAACUAUUGAGUUAUUUGGAUGCUUUUUGGUUUUGUUCCUUUGGGGUUCACUCAAUUGCUGUUGCUGCUCUUUUUGGCUGGCAUGUUUCGACUGUGAGGUUUUGUAACAAGGUUUAUUGGAGGUGUUGCUUAAUCUGCUGGGUUAGUUUUAGGCACAUAUCCAUCUUCUCUAUCUGCAGGCAGCAGAUUUGGAUGAAGUUCGCUUCCUUAUAACUGCUACGGUGCUGUAUUAAGUUGUGGUCGCACCAGAUCCAUGAAUUUUAGCAUUGGUUUUCAUAUGUUUAGGUUCAAAAGUAUAAAUUAUGUAAUGGUGCACAGGGUAAUGGACGUGGCUUUGUAGAUAGAAAUACUGGACUUGUUUUCUUUUUGAAGACCAUGAGCAGUUUCCGUAUGUGGUGGGUACAAGUAAACACUGUUUGACUUGUCAUGCUUUAGUUAUAUUCACUGGUGAUAUGGACCACUUGUUUGGGAAGUGGCAACAAGCGCAGAUAUCAUCUGAACUUCUUACUCUUUCACAUAUUUUUGCUUUCUGCUACAUAUGGCAAGAAGAUGCCUCAAGUGAUGGAUAUACAAUUCGUGCAGGUUCUGGUUCUCCUGUACGCCACAGAGAUGCAGGUCAUCGUUACAGUCCUAAUUUUAAUCAUUCAGGUGGUCUGCCACGCAGCCGGGUAUUUGGCAGCGGGAGGGAUCCUGGCAGAUAUAGAGACUCUUCACCGCCUUAUGGCCGAGGAAGGGGUGGUGGUAGGCCAUUUGGUAGGGCUUUUGAUGGGCCUGGGCUUGGCCCUGGGACAUUCAGAGAUGAAGGCAUGAGUAGAAAUAAUCCAAAUGUGCGUCAAAGAGAAGGAGAUUGGAUUUGCCCAGAUCCUUUGUGUGGGAACCUGAAUUUUGCAAGGCGAGAGUAUUGUAACAGCUGCAAAAGGCUUCGCCAUGGGCCUGGGGGUAGUCCUCGGAGGGGCUAUCCUGGCCCACCUCCUCCACAUGCUCCUCCACCAAGACGCUUCCCUGGCUCUCCACUGGAGCGUUCUCCAGGCAGGAGCAUGAAUGGGUAUAGGUCGCCGCCGCCUCCUCGUGCUUGGGCUAGGGAGGGCCCUAGGGAGUUUGGCGCUGGUGGUCUGCCACCUCCCAGGCACGAAGGUAGGUUUUCUGAUCACCACAUGCGGAGAGAUAGACUGGACUAUCCAGAAAAUGACUACAGGGGAAGAAACAAGUUUGACAGGCCAAUGCCAAUGGACUGGGGCCAUAGGGACCGAGGAAGGAAUGUCUUUUUCAAUGAAAGGAAAGGAUUUGAGAGGAGGCCACCGUCUCCACCUCCACCUCCACCAGCAGCACCAUUUCGCCGCUGGGCUCAUGAUGUUAGAGGGAGGAGCCGCUCUCCAAUAAGGGGCAGCCCGCCACCAAAAGACUAUCACCGGGAUAUGUACAUGGAUCAAGGACGAGGUGAUCGGCGUGCCGUGGGGCGAGACAGAAUUGGAGAUGCAUAUUAGCGGGGUGCUAGGGAAUAAAGUUUGCAUGCAUAAUUUUGGUUCUAGUAGUCGAUCUUUACAUGUUUGUUAACAGAGGAAGGAUAGUCAAUCAGGACUAAACUUGAUGUUUUGUUUUUCCGACCUUGGUAAAUUGUUUUGGCUUUAAAUAGGUAAAAAAAAAACUCGUUUUUACAA